Molecule: messenger RNA, 988 nt
Organism: Trametes versicolor FP-101664 SS1
Lineage: Eukaryota; Fungi; Basidiomycota; Agaricomycetes; Polyporales; Polyporaceae
Exons: 4
Coding region: 318-860 (180 amino acids)
Biological process (GO): copper ion transmembrane transport; intracellular copper ion homeostasis
Cellular component (GO): plasma membrane
Molecular function (GO): copper ion transmembrane transporter activity
Source: RefSeq, a predicted model, not a curated record
GCUCAAGAUAGCCAUGAGGCAUCUUGACCUCGGGGGAUCGCGCCUGAUUCACGGCAGCCUCCAUCCACCGUUGCCUGCUCAUCGUGGCGAUACCUCGUACGCUACUCUGGCGAGAUGCUUCGUAGGCUUCGAGCUUCUUCGCGCCCAGCCUGGCCUUAUCGGCGCUUCUGACGGCGCUCCCUCUGCUGUUUGCACAUGUUUGGCGCUUUCGGUCUUGCUGCGCCUGCGCUUCAAGCUGCAAUCUCUUCACCUCCCCCGUCAAGACCGCCGUAUUUCGACACUCGCAUUCCCACCUACGCGUACCAGCGACAUUAAACAUGACCUCGACGGCGGAUAUGAUGGUCCCCUGGCUCCACUUUACGGGGGGCGAUAACCUACUCUUCGCUACUUGGCAUCCGUCGUCGAAGGGGGCUAUCGCCGGUGCUUGCAUCGGCUUGGCUCUCCUCGCAUUCUUCGAAAGAUGGGUGAACGGUAUGCGGGGUGCUGCUGAGGCUUAUUGGGGACGGAGGGCCUUGGCAUUGAUGUCGGACAACGAUCCCGAACCAUCCUGUCACUCCCCUUCCGCUUCUGCUGAGCCGAAGGGUUCUGCAUCCGUAGAGGAACUGAAGAUCAGUGAGCUCGCGUCGCAGGACAGUACCCCUCGCCAGCGCCGGUCUCGCCGCACCCUCCCCCCUUUCAUUCCCUCCCACGACAUUCCGCGCGGCCUGCUGUACGCCUUCCAGGCGCUGCUCACGUAUGCACUGAUGCUGGCAGUCAUGACCUUCCAGGCCGCCUUCAUCAUAUCGAUCAUUGUGGGAUCAGGCAUUGGGGAGGUACUCUUCGGUCGCGUCGGCGGCGCCAAGAGCCACCUGUUGCACUGAGUUUGAAGCCUACUACGACAGAUGUACAUGUACGAUAUUGGUUGGACAGUCUGGUUUUUGGAUGUAUGCUUGCUACCUGCCGAGCAAUUCACGAAUAUCUACGCCCACACGUUGGACGUGGUUACCGC